ACCCCCAAAAAAAUCCCACGCACUCCUGCAAGGAAAAACACCCCAGGAUUUAAUUACGAAUCUGUUUUUAAUUUAACUAAGCUAUCAUAAAGAUGACAAAAUUAUUAUUAUUAUUAUUUAUGUCAUUAUUAUCAUUAUAUAAACGUCAUUGGAGUUUACAAUAAUAAACGUUAUCAUUAGAAGUUAUAAUAAUAAUAAUAAUAAUUAUUAUAAUUGUUAUUGUUAUAUACUGGGAAAACAAAAUAUUUGCCGAAACUAACAGCCAAACAAGCUAAAAGAAGGGAAAAAAAGGCGAGAAGGAAAAAAGUGAAUGCAAAAUAUAAAAAAAGUUUUUCGGAAUCAAAAGUAAGAAAACGGGGGGAAAAAAAACAAAAAUAAAAGGAAGCGAUUUUACUUUUAUCAAAGAAUUUAAAACAGUUUUUGUUGCGUAAUAAAAAGCAACAACUACUUCUCUUUUUACCUGGAAAACAGAAUACAAAAGAAAAAAUAUAUUAAUGAAACGAAUGACGAAAACGAAUGAAUAAGCGGAAAAAGGAAAAAAAAUCCAAAAUUAAUAUUUCUAUUUUCAGUUUCGGUUGUUUAAGUGGAUGGUCUCCCUUUGAUUCACGACGCUCUUCAAUACGCUAAAGCAUGUUUUCAUUCAGCGAUGUUGUAGCGUGGACACACAAGAUGGCAGCUUCGGGUAUUCUACCGACCUACCAACGCUACAUCAACGGAGUUCCUAUACCAAAUACGAGGCGGAUUCUUCGAUUCCGCGAGAAAUACAUCGUUCUGUUAGUAUUUGCUAUUUUUGUUACCGUCUGUUUUGGUGGUUUCUUCUUUCUGCCCGAAUUACGCGAUCGAGUCAAUGUAGAUACAUUAGCCAGAGGAGCUCAGCAAAUGUUUUUACCCGAACCGUUCGGAGGAACGCAUGGCAAUGGACAUAAACACGGUCAUUCACGGCAGAAUUCGUUGCAUCAAAUUAAUAGUAAUAACAAUAAUAAAGGUGAUUUAACUCAGGGCAACUCGUCACACACGGGAAACCAACAACAGCAGCAACAACUAAAGAACGAUGGACUCAGUGCAGGUGUGAAAGUAAAACUCGAGGAGAGGUUAAAUAUUAGUAAAGACACAGCAGCCGAAUAUAAGAAAUUAAUCAAUUUGGACAAAAAUAAACUUCAGGAGAAGAUUAAAAAAGCUAAAAUCGAGCAGGAUAAACGUUUAAAGGAAAACGUUGUUUUUGAACAUGAAGGUGGUUACGGGGUACGAGGAGGUGAGCCGGAUGACCCCGUGUACAAAGUUCGACGAGAAAAAGUUAAAGAGGUGAGUUAUAUAUUUUUUUUUCUUUUACAUCUAAUUUGUUUUACCUCUGGAUUCCGUUUCCUGUCUGUCUGUCUGUCAUACCGACAACAAGAAUUGGAAUGAUGCAAAGAUGGGAAUCAGAGACUGACAGAGUGAAAAGAAACGAGACAAAAGGAUUAACUACAAUGGAAACGGUUUUCAGGAAGGAAUUCUAGCAGUGAUUCUAAGAUUCUAAGACGACAAAAUCAGAAACAAUACUCCCCCCCCCACACUAAAAAAUAAAAAAGAAAGCAUGAAAAAAACAAACACAACCAAUAUUGGAAUAUUGUUCAAACAUCAAGGCGACAAAGUAUGUUUCUUUUUUGUAUUUAUUUUUGUAUUGUUAUUAGCAAGGUAAGCAAUUUAACUGGGAAUAUUCUACAUUAGGUUAUUUUCUUUCAUUCUUA
Molecule: messenger RNA, 1727 nt
Organism: Octopus bimaculoides (California two-spot octopus)
Lineage: Eukaryota; Metazoa; Mollusca; Cephalopoda; Octopoda; Octopodidae
Product: mannosyl-oligosaccharide 1,2-alpha-mannosidase IA
Biological process (GO): carbohydrate metabolic process; mannose trimming involved in glycoprotein ERAD pathway
Cellular component (GO): Golgi membrane; endoplasmic reticulum
Molecular function (GO): calcium ion binding; mannosyl-oligosaccharide 1,2-alpha-mannosidase activity
Source: RefSeq, a predicted model, not a curated record